AGCAAGGGCUUCUGCCCUGACGUUAUAUAAAAUUGUUUCCGAUGGGUUUUCUUCUUACCCUUCUCAAUAAUUCUAUAAUUCUAGGGCUCCGGCCGCUGAAGUGUCCGUCGUGCAUUCCGGCGAGCGGCAAGCAGAAGCAGCCGAUGGUCCGCUACUUAGGGCUGUAACUGACGGCGCUGGGCACCGGCGGCCUGAAGUCGAGCGUCUCCGGCUUCAGUUCCGAUCAGUUCGACGAGACCGACGGGGGCGAGAGGAAGAAAAUGGUGAAAUUCUUUCAGUGGUUCUUCUUCUUUAUCAACAUCGGGCACUCGGCCGGGAAUGGGGCUACGGAAUCUGCGCCUGCGCCAUUGUCGUCGGCCGGACGGCGUUCCUUGUCGAAGCUCCCUUGAGAAUUGACCUCCAUUCUUACACUAUUGCGUGUUCAUCUUUAUUUUCCUGAGAAAAUUAGCUUCGAGCGGGAGAGAGAAGCCAUCGAUUUGGACGCCACUGCGGUUGCUCUUAAGAAUGAAAAAGAGAUGGAGAGAAAAAGGGAAGAAACCUCUGUUCCGCUUUGCCCUGUCUUUUUAUAUAAUAUAAGAAUAAAAUAAUAAUAAAAUUUCUAUUGUUUCUGUCAAUCAAAUGAACUAUCACCAUUUUAAUAGUCUCUCCCCUCCCCUGGCUUGAACCAAACAUACCCUAAGAUCUUUCGGCAGAAGAGUUUCCCGAUCCAGUGGAAUAUUGGAGGCAGAUAAUUCAAGAAUUCUGAUAUUGAAUCUGUGAUUCAUUUUUUAGUUUCUACAAAUUGAUCUCAACAUUUGCUGUUCACGAAUCUCAAUCUCGCAGGCGAAUUGGUAAAUGACGGUGAGGACGGGGGUUUUGAAGGCGGCGCUGGGGCUGAUGGCGACGUGCCUGGCGGCGUACAUAGUUGGUCCGCCGCUGUAUUGGCAUUUGAUUGAAGCUUUCGGAUCCACUGGUUGUCCGCCUUGUGACUGUGACUGUGAUUCGUUGCCUGAUCUUCUCUCCAUUCCCCAAGGAGUUAAUAAUGGUUCCAUUACAGAUUGUGCUAAGCACAACCCGGACGAGAACAAGGAUGCGCAGAAGAAAUUAGCAGAAUUGUUGUCCGAGGAGCUAAAACAGCGAACAGCCGAGGCUUUGGAGAAGCAGCAGCGCGCAAACAAGGCGCUGCUCGAGGCCAAGAAGAUGGCAUCCCAAUACCAGAAAGAGGCAGACAAAUGCAAUUCUGGAAUGGAGACUUGUGAGGAGGCAAGGGAGAAGUCGGAAGCCAAUUUGUUAUCCCAGAAACAGUUAACAGUUUUGUGGGAGCAAAGGGCUCGACAAAAGGGCUGGAACGACGGCAAUGCCAGGUCUCAGGGCAAUGCUCAGGCCAUCUAACAAGCAACCAAUCUUCCUCUAGAUUCAAGUUUGAAGGUACUAAUACCUCACCCCCCCUCAUUCAAUUAAUUUUUUUCUAAUCCUUUUAAAAGUUUUUGAUAAAAAUUUCUGUCCUAAGAGUGACAUAUAAUAUACCAUCUUAUGGGGAGCCAAUGAGUGCUUGAGCUUCCAGCAUUGAUUAAGAAUCCUUGUCCCUGAUGCAACUCUGGAAUUCUUGUCCAUUGGGUUGUGGGUAUUUUGUAUUGGGCCUUUUAUUUACUUUAUGAAUUAUAUAUAUCUUGUGGGUUGAUGGUGA
This is a messenger RNA of Andrographis paniculata, 1666 nucleotides long. RefSeq lists its product as uncharacterized. NCBI's taxonomy places the organism in Eukaryota, Viridiplantae, Streptophyta, Magnoliopsida, Lamiales, Acanthaceae. The record is from RefSeq and is a predicted model, not a curated record. Bases 835 to 1371 code for a protein of 178 amino acids. The transcript is spliced from 4 exons.